Molecule: messenger RNA, 505 nt
Organism: Haliotis rubra (blacklip abalone)
Lineage: Eukaryota; Metazoa; Mollusca; Gastropoda; Lepetellida; Haliotidae
Exons: 4
Coding region: 66-371 (101 amino acids)
Source: RefSeq, a predicted model, not a curated record
GUUGACAUGUGUUCAGAAGGUAAACGAAUAUAAAGGACAGCGAGCUACACUCCCACUCAUUCGUCAUGAAGGUAGCUUUUGUUCUUGGAGUGUUGGCUGCAGUUGCUGUCUCCGUCCAGGGGGAGACCUGCAACUCCGCCAGAGACUGUACCGUUACCCAGUGCAGCUCUGGUGGAACUCUCACGUGUGUGGCGGGAAUAUGCACGUGUACCAGCCUGUGUAGCCCCGAACCUAACCUAGCAAGAUGUAGAAGCCAGACUGAUUGCCGUGACGCUUACAACCAGGGCCAGAUAGCCUGCACGUGCCAGCCUAUCUCUGACCUCCACUGUAUUGACGGAGAAUGUCACUGUGGCUACCCAUCCAAUAACUGAAGGUAACUGAUGAAGUCAUCGGUUGAAGCCGUUCGUGUAGAUCAACUUAACCGCUGUUCUCGCAUUUGAUUAUAUUAUUAUAAAAAAUAUUUAAAUGAGAUAUCAUACAUUAAACAUAGCAGGAAGAAACAACA